Messenger RNA from Oppiella nova, 2560 nucleotides. Lineage: Eukaryota; Metazoa; Arthropoda; Arachnida; Sarcoptiformes; Oppiidae. The record is from the annotation of a GenBank genome assembly.
AUCACCCUCAACAGCCCGUUUGUCCACAUUUGGCUCACCUAUACCACUCGUAUAUAUACUAUAUAUACGGCUUAUACGGUAUAGACAUCGAUAUAUAGACUGACUGUGCGUUUUGUAUGGUAUAUACUGCGUGCGAGUGAGUGGGGAAAGGGCUGUUGUGGUGGACAGACAUGUCUUCGUCCAAAGACUUCCAGGAUAUUCAACAGCAGCUCAAGAAGACUAUCGUCGCCCAUCAGAACCCAGUCCUACAGAAGGAAUUACACGAAUUGACGACAAGUAUUAAGAAGCUAUCGGAGGAACAGAGAACGAAAAUCCAAUCAUUGAAACAACAGAUUGUCUUAAAGGAGAAGCCAUCGAAAGAGCAGAACCUCGAGAACGAAGUGCUCAACAAUGGCUUAAGUAAUAACACAAACAGUAAUAAUAGCGUCAAAAGCGAGUGCCAACUGAAGCCGAUCACGAACCGGCCGGCGCUCAUCAUACCGCAGCUCAGCCACAAAGGCGUGUCGCUGAGCGCGCAGUCAAUCCGACGGCCGGCGCUGGCCAUUAAGUCGAUCACCGGUCAGACCCAGUUCCUGGUGCCGGUGCCGCACAGUUCCAACAAGAAUAAGCUGGUGGUGGUGCCCAAGCAGAAGGUACUCAACUUUAACCAGUAUCUCAAGCCCGUGGUGAAGAUGCCGACCCUCACGGCCGCUCAGCCGCUGCGCUCGAGUCACGCGAAUACGACGGCAGCGACGCCUCCGCCGCAGAUGCACACGAGAGCCUCGGCCGACGCCCAGUCACUGUUGAUCCGGUCGGCGAACGUCAAGUCACCCAAAGUGCCACUAAACAGGAGCUUAUCGGGCGCCAGGAGUGCACCCAAAAUGCUGACGGAUAAGCAGUCGAAGGACCUGUUUAUGAUGUCUUUAGGACUGGUCACCAAAGAGUCAUUGGCCGAACUCCAGAGCCGCAAAUGUGAGCGCAAACGGCGGACGACAGCCAACCCCCAGUUCUCGUCGGCGGCACUCGAAGCCAAACGCAUCACAAAACUAGAGAUCGCCGAACGAAAGGCCAAACGCCGGCUACUCAACAACGGCGACACCGGGAGCUCACACACGGGGUCGGCGACCAACCCGCACAUCACACCGCCGGCCGCCGGUCCCCAUAUGCCGGCUCUCAAUAAGACCAACACUCAGACCGUCAAUAAUAACGCCACGAAUCCCAAGUCAAUUGGUGUCGAGCAGCAGGAAAUAUCUCCCGGUAUGUGCUGUCUGUCCUCUCACCUGUGGACUACAUGCCUGUCCCCUAUUGUCGCAGAAUUGAGUUAUUGCGACAAUGAUUGCUUAUAUAUCGUGACGACAAUCGGCAAACAAUUGUCGGCCAACUGUUUUGUGUGCGAAGAGCUGUGCGAAUGUGACUGCGAUUCCAUACUGUUCUGUAAGCCCUGUAAGACACUGUUCCACGCCAUGUGCACCACCACUAAGACGGACAUCACCCAAAACAACGCACUCCCGAAGUGUCCCAAAUGCGAGACACAGCGCAAGAAGAACGAGGAGAAGUUGGCCCAAAAGCGAGAGGAAAGGGAUAAUCUGGUCGUCAAGAAGAAGGAGUUUGAGGACCAGUUGCUGCAAAUGAAGAGAGCCCUACAGACUCUCAAACUUAAGAUUAGAGAAAAGAGUGAAGAGAAGGUGAAUCUAGUGGCCAGUCAUGAGAUUGUUCAGCAAAAAGUGGACAAAAUCAUCGAAACGUUGAAAUUAGUUGAGGACACGAGUGAAUGGGAGGACGGGUUCGCAGCCGGACUCCAGGCCACGGCUCCCAACGGCUCGACAGUCGCACAAACACUACACAAGACGUUGACGAGUAAGCCAUCCAUUCAGAUGUUGUCGUCGGUGUCGGUGUCCGUCGAUGAGGUGGUGGACGACGAGGAGGAGCUCGACGAUGAAGAGGCCGAUCAGGAUAUGGAGGCCAUGGAUGACGAGUCGCGCAAAGCGGUCCAACAGUUAGAGCGACUCAAUAAGGCGUCCGAAGAGGACGAGUUGAACGACGAGGAAGAGGAGGAACAGGAGCUCAUGGAUACGGAUGAGGCGAAUAAGAGGUACGCACUGGAGCUCCGGUGCGAUGAGGAGGUGCGGCUCGAGUCGUCGCCACUGACAGUGAAGGGCGAUGAGGAGGAGCAGACGCCGACGACGCCUACCGGUGCCGAGACCUCCGGCAUCGAUAUAGUGGAGGAGUCGGACGACCGGCACAUACAGGAGGAGACCAAAGAGGAACUGUACGAACUGGAGGAAUGCCAUGAGACCAGACCCGAGAUGUACGAGAUAUACGUGGAGGAAGUGCAUGACCACAAUGUGGGUGAUAUGGAGGCCAUGGACUCUGAGAACGUGGGCUUCUUCGACACCGAAGUGGUGGACCCGACGUCCGACUCGCAGCACAUGAAGGGCCACGAGUUCAGUAGUCAAGAGGAGCAUCAGGUUAUGCUUUAUUAACAUUAAAUUAAUUAUUAAUUUAUUUAUUUAUAAUUUAAGUGUAAAAAGAGUUUUGCAAAAAAGUAAUUAAAUUAUAUAUUAUUAUUAUAAAUGAAAAA